AUGCUUCUAAAACUCAAGUGCGCUGUGAACAACUACGCGUGGGGCUCCAAGGGAGAUGCGAGCAUGGCCGGAAGCCUGGCCCUCGACGGCGGUCAUAUUAGUGACCUGGACAAGGAGAAACCGUACGCCGAAGUGAGUGCGAUGACUUCCGUUCUAAAUAUAGCGCCCUCAGUGAUUUCUGACCUUAUGUCGUGACUUUCGAAGAUUGCGCGAAUCACCUGACUAGGGCGACCUACAUCACACCCAAAACACGUUAUCUUUCAUCAUCUCUUGUCUGUUCCAGUUCUGGGUCGGGACUCAUUCGAACGGACCGGCAUACGUCAUCGAGAAAGCCACUGCUCUCAAGCAACUGCUCGCCACGACAUCUGGUCUCCAGGGGAAGCAUGAAAACGGUAUUGGACUUCCAAAUCACAUCAAUCUAUUGAAACUGUUUACAGGGAACCUCUCGUAUCUGUUCAAAGUGCUCUCGGUCAGCGGUCCCCUCUCGAUUCAGAUCCAUCCGACGAAAGCGCAGGGCAAGUUGCUCCACGCAAAGGAUCCGAAGAAUUACCCGGAUGACAAUCAUAAACCGGAGAUUGCCAUCGCAUUGACUGAUUUCGAACUGCUCUCCGGGUUUCGGCAACAUUCACAAAUCAGCGAUUAUCUGAAGUGUGAGUGAAAACUGAAGUAGUAUUGACGGAAAUGUUUAGAAAUGCACCCUUGCAGUGUACUCGGAAAUUCAAGACCUCCUUUCCGAGGAGGAGAAAAGCGAAAUUGACAACUUAGGGUCGUACGGAGAUAGCUCUGCUCAGGCUCUCAAGAAGAUAUUCUCGAGAAUUUGGCGCACGCCGAAAGAGCAACUUCAGGCUGCUGUUGAUAAACUGGCGAGACGGAUUCAAGGGCAAGGUAUUGUAUACAAACGAAUUGGCCUGCAUGACCAAUUCCUAUUUCCAGAGAACAAAUCAGCUCUAGAUGAAAUCAUCGUGUACUUGUUUAAUCUGUACCCGGGAGACGUUGGAGUCUUCGCUCCGAUCUUCUUGAAUUACUUCAAACUGCAGCCGGGAGAGGCCACAUUCCUGGAGCCGAAUAUGCCGCACGCCUAUCUAAAGGGAGACUGCGUCGAGUGCAUGGCCGACAGCGACAAUACUAUUCGUGCCGGUCUCACUCCGAAGUAUAUCGACGUGGAAUCGCUUGUGGAAAUGCUCAAUUACAACGAGACAUUGCUUCCGAAGUAUGUGCCGAAUGAGUUGGACGAUGGAACACUUCUGUUCACUCCGAAAGGAAUAGAUGAAUUCUGGGUGCAGGAAGUGAAAGGACCUGCUGGACGAAUUUUCCAGCUCCCAUAUUCCGAAUCCUGCUCCGUUCUCACCGUGCUCUAUGGCUCUGCUAUCAUCUCGCUGGCGGAGAGCGAACAAUCUCUAAGCCGAGGAGAAGUAGUUUUCAUUGGAGCUGCUCAUUCGACAGACCGCCCGAAAAUCCACGUGUCCGACGACUUCCUCGCAUUCCGCGCUUUCACGCCUUCUCCAAGAGCACUUGAAGGUCUUGCGAAUAAGAAUUUGAUAAUUGAUUGA
Caenorhabditis sp. 36 PRJEB53466 is the source of this 1550-nucleotide messenger RNA. The record is from the annotation of a GenBank genome assembly. NCBI's taxonomy places the organism in Eukaryota, Metazoa, Nematoda, Chromadorea, Rhabditida, Rhabditidae.